AUGUGGGAAAAUCGUCGUCACUUGUCAGUACACGCCCACCUUGACAACACCCUCGAACAACCCCUGGUUUCCCACACACACACACACGGGAUAAAAGUGUUAAAGCACAGGGUCCAAACAAUUGUUGCAGAUCUGGAGAUCCUCUCAUCUCCAAAAGCGGAUUGCCCAUGCUAA
Messenger RNA from Drosophila rhopaloa, 174 nucleotides. RefSeq lists its product as uncharacterized. Lineage: Eukaryota; Metazoa; Arthropoda; Insecta; Diptera; Drosophilidae. The record is from RefSeq and is a predicted model, not a curated record.